Messenger RNA from Exophiala xenobiotica, 519 nucleotides. RefSeq lists its product as uncharacterized. Bases 1 to 519 code for a protein of 172 amino acids. The transcript has 3 exons. The record is from RefSeq and is a predicted model, not a curated record. Lineage: Eukaryota; Fungi; Ascomycota; Eurotiomycetes; Chaetothyriales; Herpotrichiellaceae.
AUGUCCUCUUUCUCGACUUUCGUCAUGGACGUCCGCCGCACUCUCUUCCCAUCGGUCGUGAUGAUGCUUGCUCUCACCGUCUUCGGUAUCUUGCCAACACUCGUCAGCGCAACCUGCCCAUCGACUCAAUCUCCAUUCGCUCCUGGAUGGGACACCCUGUUGUCGACAAUAGUGCGGGAAAUGGCAGGCACUUUGCUGACCACCUCUCGCUCGAUCUGCACCGAAUGCUGCAUCUUCCAAUUCGGCCUAGGCAGCUGCGGCGCGUCGACCUUGUGGGACGGCAUUGUCCGCGACCCAGGAUGCAACGGUAUCUGGCCGCGCGAGCAGGCAUUGGGUUUCCCCGGUAUUCAGGGCGUCGACCACGUUUGGAUCUCCGAGUGUACAGGCGCGUUCACGAGCUGCAACUUGUACAGCAGCCCAGACUGCACAGGCAACCAGGUCAUGAAGAUUGACAAUAGCGCGAACGUGUGCCACUCACCUGGUUGGUAUAUCUUCAGCUUCGACUGCCAGAUCGACUGA